AUGUUCACACGCCAGCAACCACGCCGUGCCCACAAUGGCGGCGGCGGCGCGGACGGCGCAGCACCCAACAGCAGUGUCAUGGCGGUGGCGGCGGCAUCGCGCACGGCCAGCAUCAGUCGCAGCAGCUGCAGCUCACCAGCGCACUCGGAUUACAGGCUCGACACUGACUUCCUCAUCUGGCGGCAGCCUUCCCCCGCGCGCUCGUUUCUCCUGUCCUGUCGCCGCAUCUCUCUUGAAAAGCUGAACAAGAGGGCCCAGGCAGCCAUGUUCUACACGGCCAGCAACCACGCCGUGCCCACAAGCGGCGGCGGCGGCGCGGACGGCGCAGCACCCAACAGCAGUGUCGGCGGCGGUGGCGGCGGCAUCGCGCACGGCCAGCAUCAGUCGCAGCAGCUGCAGCUCACCAGCGCACCCGGAUUACAGGCUGUACAGGUUCAGGUGCCGGUACAGCUGCAAGUUGGCCAGCAGAAUAAUUACCUCAACCAGGCCCUGUAUCAGCAGUGUGCGCUUUCAGUGUAUAUUAUCAUUUUAACAGGCGGAAGCGCUGGUACAGGCGCAGCAGCAGCUGCUGCAGAGCACGAAAUCCUCGCACAAGAAGCAGAAGAACGCCCAGAAGCGGCCCAUGACGGCGUACCAGCUCUUCAUCCGCGAGCACUUCAGCCGGCGCCAGGGCGACACGGCCGGCAUGCACGCCAAGGACUUCCUGUGCUGAAGUUGUCCGGACUGUGGAAGGCGCUGGAGCCGGAGGAGAAGAAGGCCUACCAGGAGCGCGCCAAGGCCGAGAAGUCGCGCCGGGAGAACGAGGCCGGCGGCGGCGGAGGUGGGGUGUCGGAUUACUCGAUGCUGCCGCUGAACGGCGCCCAGCUGGACCUCUCCGGCGGCGUUAACGGGUCCGGGAUGCGGGGCGGACCGCCGGAGAUGGACAGCCGGAUGGAUCUGGGGCUGGGCGGGAUGCACGCGCCCCCGGGGGACGGCUUCGGGAUGGGAGACAUCAAGGUGGAGGAUGCCGACGGGGAGGGCAGCGAGAUGCCGCACGGGAUGCCCGGCGGUAUGCAUGAGGCCAUGGAUAGCGGCGGCAACUCAUAAUCCUCAACUAUUCUGGAUCCUGGUUAGUUCGUACCUCCGAAUUAUCGUGCCGGAAGUGUACUGACUCCUGUUGGCCAGUUCCUCCGCAACUGCGACAUGUACAGGGUGCUGGACUGCGCCGCCAAUCAAUAGCCAAAGAUGUUCUCUUCCAAAUCGCGAGGGACGCUUGUGCGCUCUCUCACCUCACUCUUUGACUUGCAGUGUUCGCUUCUUCCGGGCUCUCUUACUGUUCUAAGCCGAUUUAUGAUAAACAGGGUAGUGUUAUCUGCAUUAUGCAUUGGUUUUACUGUUUUGUUUUGUUUUUUUUUGUCAUUUCGUGCCAAAUGCCGGGUCAGCAUACGUUGAAUUAGUAUGUUAAUGAUGUGACGAAGAUCUGUUGGUAUAAAUAUUGAAACUAUGA
Paramacrobiotus metropolitanus is the source of this 1486-nucleotide messenger RNA. RefSeq lists its product as uncharacterized. NCBI's taxonomy places the organism in Eukaryota, Metazoa, Tardigrada, Eutardigrada, Parachela, Macrobiotidae. The record is from RefSeq and is a predicted model, not a curated record. The transcript is spliced from 4 exons. Bases 1 to 1086 code for a protein of 361 amino acids.